Molecule: messenger RNA, 1911 nt
Organism: Drepanopeziza brunnea f. sp. 'multigermtubi' MB_m1
Lineage: Eukaryota; Fungi; Ascomycota; Leotiomycetes; Helotiales; Drepanopezizaceae
Source: RefSeq, a predicted model, not a curated record
AUGCACCGCCUAUUUUCUGCUGUAGGGCUCAGCGCCCUGCUCGCGCCUGUACUUGCAGCACCUUUCAUGUCUAACGAUCAGGUUGGCCAGGAGCGGGACAUCAGAGUUGUCAGGUCAAUUGACGACCGCCGAUUCGGCCACGUCAAUGUUGAACUCCCGAGAGGAUCACCUGAUGCCAACGCAGAGACUCUGGGGUUCCAGAUCGAGAUACUCAAUUCGGAGACGGCAUGUGGAUUCGGAAACGUGACAGUCGCUGGCACAGUCCUACCUCAAACCGUGGCCGGCGACGUUUCGACAGGAAAGGGAUCCGUCCCGACAACGACGAAGAGUAUUGUUCUCGGAUCGUGGGAGUUUCACUGCAUCAGAGUUAGCGGGGUUCCGGAUGCGCAGCUCAUGAAAUUCGCUAUCGAAUCCGUUGAUGGAAGGGCGAUUGAGAACACCGGAUUUUCGCUACUGUAUAGACAGUCGGGUCUGACAGAGAUAUUGACUGUUGAGACGGAUCUGUCUGUCCCAGAUGAGGUUGUCGCCAACCCUAACCGCGAGACCUUGCAGCGAUUCCACGAAGCCCAUGAGGAGCACGAUGCCGAGCGCGCUGAGCUGGGCUGUCUUUGGAGCCAGCUCCGAGAGAUCAAGUAUCUCAUUCGUCAGAAGGAGCGUCUAUUGGCCCAACGCGAGUUUCGGCAGGCCAAGAUAGACAUUACGGACUGCGAUAGUCUCAGGUGUUUUGCGAGAGCCAUGGCUCAGCAAGCUAAACACGCUGCUUACAUGGUGUACGGCAAGAUCAACGGAGAUGCCCAAGACUUCGACGACUCCCGUCAGCAUCGCAAUGGUCCUUUCGGCAAACACCAUGGGUCCGAGUGUGGAAACCACACGCCUCGCGGCCAUGGCCCACCUCAUCGCGGACAGAGACCCCAUUUUCCUCCCCCUCUUCCUCCGCACCACGGCGAAAACGGAUUCUCGGAGUUCGAUGGACCUUCGCAUCACAGAAGUCACGGAGAAGGUCUUCAACACGGCCCAGAAAGGUCAAGCUCAAGACCACCUCCACCUCCACCCCAUCCUGCCGAGCACGGAGGGCCCGAAUUCGAUCACGGUCCUCCUCCCCCUCAUCCUCCUCACCACAUGGAGCCAGACCACGAAGAACACGGCCCCCCACCUCCGCGCCCACCUCCCCGUCACGACUCCCAGCACCGAGGCCCACGCCUGGCCUCCGCACUCUUCUCCCCAGGCCCCCCAGACCCGCAUCACCACAGCCCCACAGGCAGCGGAUAUCGCGCACUCCAGAUAAUCACGCUCACCACCCUCGGCUUGCUCUGCGCCUUCCUCCUCGCCGCUCUCCACCGUCGCCUGAGUGCACAGCCUCAGCACCGGUCGUCGCGCCGAGAGGAGCGCCGCAGACGUCGUGCCCGGAGACGUGAAGCGCAUAAGAAUAUCAUCACGCGGCUCCUCGCACGUAUGUCUCUACGAGACGAGAAUGCCAGCGAGGCCGGGGACGACGUUAAAGAUGACGAAGAGAAGCGGCAACCGCACCCUCUCCCUCUCUCUGACGCGGAGGAAGCCACCCGCUCUCCCAUGCCCUCCGCGCUUCCAACAGCGCCGCAGCCGUGGAUUCCCCAUCCGGUUCCCAUUUCGAUCCCGAUCUCAGGGGCCGGAAGCAGACCACCAGUGGCAGAAUCCGAUCCCAGCCCCCCCGUGAGCGAUAGAUUCAUGGAGGAAGCGCUACCCGCGUAUUAUGCCGACGACACCGAUGUCGACGACGCAGCCAGUGAUGAAUAUGAAUGUGGCUGUCUGGUAGCGGAUGGGAUGAGGUAUCUGCCUGGGACGGGGACGCAAUACGCUCCGAGCGUCUCCUCCGUAGGCGUAGGAAGUACAGGCAGUGUGAGUGGCGUCUGGGGACCUGAUGUGAAGAACUAG